This is a messenger RNA of Sinocyclocheilus anshuiensis, 1077 nucleotides long. Its product is annotated as class I histocompatibility antigen, F10 alpha chain-like. Bases 24 to 971 code for a protein of 315 amino acids. The transcript has 6 exons. The record is from RefSeq and is a predicted model, not a curated record. Gene Ontology annotation, cellular component: external side of plasma membrane. Gene Ontology annotation, biological process: immune response. NCBI's taxonomy places the organism in Eukaryota, Metazoa, Chordata, Actinopteri, Cypriniformes, Cyprinidae.
GGGACUGAAAGAAUGCAGGGCAAAUGGAUAGAAUCAUCGUGUUAUUUGCACUUUUACCUCUAACAUCUGCUUCAAACGCUCAUCACUCUUUGUCGUUGUUUUCAACUUACAUUGAGGUAGAAACACAAUUUCCUAAAUUUAGUUACAUAACAACUCUGGAUGACAUCACAGUUGGAUACUAUAAUUCAGAGACUUAUUUUCCAGAAGGGAAUACGACGAAAGAGGAUGAUGUGAUUGAUUCAGAUUACAUAAAGGGUAUAAAUGACUAUAUGUAUAACUCCUUCGUGAGACGAUCUGCACUAUUAAGGCAACACAACCAAAAUGACAGUCUUAAUGUUUAUCAGACACUGGUUGUCUGUGAACUGCUGGAACUUGACAAGCCUGGAAAGAUGCUUACUAAAGAUCCCGCCGGAGGCUGCACCACAGAUGAGCUGUGUUACUUUAACAACCACUUUACUUAUACUGCGACUGUAAAUAUUACACAAGAAGUGCUCAAACCCCACCUGGAAGAAUUCAAGCAGAAAUAUGAAAAAUUCUAUCACAAAGUUUGUAUAGAUACUCUCAGGAAUUACCUCAAAAAGAGACAAAAUGAAGUAAAUAGAAAGGAGAAACCCAGAGUCAGAUUCAUUCAGAAAGCAAACUCAGAUUCUGGAGGGAUUUGUUUGAGUUGUUUGGCAACAGGAUUUUAUCCUAGUCACAUCAACCUGACCUUGUUCAGAGAUGGGCAGCCUGUAGCUGAUCAUGAGAUCACUGGAGGAGAUCUGCUGCCCAAUGCUGACGGGACGUACCAGAUGAGGAAGAGCAUGGAGAUCAGUGCUGCAGACAAACACAAAUACACCUGCUCUGUCACACACCUCAGUCUGGACAACAAACUGGACGUCACUUUGGAAGAUGCACCUUCCAGUUAUCACAUAGGUGUUCUGCUAUCUGGUGUUGCUGUCCUGCUGUUGCUAUGUGUGAUUCUGCAAUAGCAAUAGCCAUUUGCAUGACAAGUCGAGCAGAAAGACAGAGAGAUGCUGAAGGUGUUUUGUAAUCUUCUGAAGACAUUCAUCCUAUUUGCAAAGAGGUCAAACCAUC